AUGCCGGCCUCGGACGCGGAAGCCGCAGCAGAUUUAAAAAUAGGUGAUGUUGAGAAAGGCAAGAAGAUUUUUGUACAGAAGUGUGCCCAGUGCCACACUUUGGAGAAGGGAGGCAAGCAUAAGACUGGCCCAAAUCUCCAUGGUCUGUUUGGGCAGAAGACAGGUCAAGCCGUUGGAUUCUCUUACACAGAUGCCAGCAAGAACAAAGGCAUCACCUGGGGAGAGGAUACAUUGAUGGAGUACUUGGAAAAUCCCAAGAAGUACAUCCCUGGAACAAAAAUGAUUUUCACUGGCAUUAAGAAGAAGGGAGAAAGGGCAGACUUAAUAGCUUACCUCAAAAAAAGCUACUAAUGAGUAAUAGUCACUGCCUUAUUUAUUACAGAA
This is a messenger RNA of Heterocephalus glaber (naked mole-rat), 384 nucleotides long. NCBI's taxonomy places the organism in Eukaryota, Metazoa, Chordata, Mammalia, Rodentia, Bathyergidae. The record is from RefSeq and is a predicted model, not a curated record.